GAUCACCAUGUGCGCCGAACAGCUCCUUGUAAAAGUCUAUGUCGUGAGAGGAGAUGGACAAUUGGACCACAUAGGUACGGGACACGUCUUAACCAUUUAUAAUGAGCAGCUCCAUUGCCAGUGCCUCCUUGUUCAGUCAGAUUCAGAUGAUUCAAAGAUUUUAGAGUCUGAAAUACGUUCAAACACACUCUAUCGGAAAAAACAGGGUACAUCAAUUGUUUGGUCCGACAGUGAGAACGUUAGUAGGGCUCUGAGUUUUCAGGACCCAGAAAGCUGUCAGAAAAUCUGGAAAGAAAUAUGCCGAAUUCAAGGUAAAGAUCCAUCAGUGGAAGUCACAGAAGAACUUCUAGACAAAACAGGGCAAUCUGAUGAAAUGUUAGAAACCAGUAAUCUUGUUGAGCCGCCUAAGUGUGAAAUCAAUACAAUUGGCGAUCUCGCUGAUUUCUUUCAAUCAUUUUUGGUCUCGUCUACCCAUAAGGAAAGGCUGCUUCUGAUCUUGAAAAAUGGGAAUUAUAUUCAAAAAUUACUACAGCUAUUCCAAACUUGUGAGACUUUACAGAAUAUAGAAGGGCUACAUCAUUUAUAUAACAUUGUUAAAGAAAUCUCAUUCCUCGAUAACACUCCUCUGUUUGAGAUUAUGUUUUCUGAUGAGUGUAUUAUGGAUGUGGUGGGAUGCCUUGAGUAUGACCCUGCAGAUCCUCAUCCAAAAAGGCAUAGGCAGUUCUUAACCGAAAAUGCAAAAUUGAAGGAAGUUAUACCAAUAACAAACUCUGUACUUAGGCAAAAGAUACAUCAGACAUACAGAAUACAGUACAUUUAUGAUAUUCUUUUGCCUACACCAUCCAUGUAUGAACACAAUCAUCUCCCUUCUCUUACAAAUUUUAUUUUCCUCAACAAGACUGAGAUAGUCAACAUGCUACAGGAAGAUGGCAUGUUUUUGUCUGAAGUAUUUACACAGUUAAGCGAUAAGACCAUGGAUAAUGAUAAACGGCGUGAACUGCUAUUUUUUUUCAAGGAGUUCUGUGAAUUUUCUGAGACAUUAUAUCCUCAAAGCAAAGAUACACUACUCAAAACUUUAAUAAAGCUGGGAAUUUUACCUGCCCUUAAAAUUGUUAUAAGUAUGGAUGAUUUCCAAAUAAAGACAGCUGCUACAAUUAUAUUUGCUUAUCUGGUGGAGUACAAUCCAUCCAUAAUCCGACAAUUUGUAGUAGAUGAAACUCAGGAGAGUAAAGAUGAUGAACUUCUGAUUAAUGUAGUAAUUGCACAAAUGAUCAGUGAUACUGAUCCUGAAAUUUCAGGUGCCAUGAAUUUGAUGGAACCUCUUCGUUCUCUGCUUAACCCAGACAACAUGCUUAUAUCAUCUUUUGAAUAUGAAAGAUAUAAAUUUCUAAAUUUCUUCUAUGAACAUUGCAUGCAUAACUUGAUAGCACCACUUUUAUCCACCACUGAAAAAGACAGCGAGGAAGAGGAUGAUAGAUUUGGACUUGACAAAAACAAAACUUGCCCGAGUGCUGUUCGUUUUAUGAGAGAGAUAAUUAACGUUAGAGAUGAACAAUAUAAUCGUUACAUCAUCCAGGGAAAUCUUUUUGAGCCGGUUGUAAAUGCUUUUUUGGCUAAUGGACAUCGGUACAAUAUAUUAAAUUCAGCUAUUAUUGAACUAUUUGAGUAUAUAAGUGUGCAAAAUAUCAAAUCUCUUGUUGCACAUGUAGUCGAAAACUUUUACAUGGCUUUUGAAUUGAUUGAAUACGUUCAGACAUUCAAAAGAUUGAAGACUAAAUAUAAACAAGAAAAACACAGACAAGGUCAAGCAAGGAUGAUAUUACAUUCUACACUAUGUAAAGAUACCAAAGUCAUGAAGGUGAAGGAAGAAAUGCACCUUAAACAAAAUAUGAGAGAAGCAGUUUUGCCACCAAUGGGAAACAGUUCAGAUGGUGAUGAAAAACUUUCAGAGGAUAAAAGCACAAAAGAAAAUGAAGAUAAGGUAGACCUUCCCAAAGGAACAUCUUCUGGUGUCGUCAGAUUUUCUUCAUCUUGUUCUGAUGGUGCUGGUGAUGCAAUGAGUAUUCCACACAGUAGCAGGGUAUCUACUGCAACGUUUGGUCCCCAUGAUAACAAAGUGGAAGAAGACGAAGAUAAAACAUCCCCCAAUAAAAGACCUCAUUUUAGUUCAUAG
Messenger RNA from Fukomys damarensis (Damara mole-rat), 2173 nucleotides. It is a transcript of the gene Ppp4r3c, whose product is annotated as protein phosphatase 4 regulatory subunit 3C. Gene Ontology annotation, biological process: protein dephosphorylation; DNA damage response. Gene Ontology annotation, cellular component: nucleoplasm; protein phosphatase 4 complex. The coding region runs from base 8 to 2173 and encodes 721 amino acids. The record is from RefSeq and is a predicted model, not a curated record. The transcript is spliced from 2 exons. NCBI's taxonomy places the organism in Eukaryota, Metazoa, Chordata, Mammalia, Rodentia, Bathyergidae. Gene Ontology annotation, molecular function: protein phosphatase activator activity.